Messenger RNA from Aspergillus clavatus NRRL 1, 1707 nucleotides. RefSeq names its product threonine dehydratase, biosynthetic. Gene Ontology annotation, biological process: L-threonine catabolic process. Gene Ontology annotation, molecular function: threonine deaminase activity; pyridoxal phosphate binding. Lineage: Eukaryota; Fungi; Ascomycota; Eurotiomycetes; Eurotiales; Aspergillaceae. Bases 1 to 1707 code for a protein of 568 amino acids. The record is from RefSeq and is a predicted model, not a curated record. The transcript has 3 exons.
AUGCCCGACCAACCCGCCAACCUCAGUGGGGCGACACUCCCCGUCCCUGGGAAGCUGAGCAACCUCGCUCUGACCGAGUACACCGCCGCUCCAACACCCCCCUCUGAGAAGGAUCAAAACACGGCGUUGGGCUCACCGCAGGACUGGGGUAUCCCCAGUGCUUUUUUGCUUCCUAAUGGGUAUCCCGAUUACCUCCGCCUUAUCUUGACGUCACGGGUCUACGAUGUUGUUCAGGAGACGCCUCUUCAUCAUGCCGUGAAUCUCAGCAAUCGCCUAGAAUGUCGCGUUCUUCUUAAGCGGGAGGAUCUUCUCCCCGUGUUCAGCUUUAAGCUCCGUGGAGCGUACAACAAGAUGGCAAAUUUGACCCCUGAACAGCGGUGGAAGGGUGUGGUUGCUUGCUCUGCAGGUAACCACGCGCAAGGUGUUGCGUUCUCAGCCCGCAAGUUGAAGAUCCCUGCGACUAUCGUCAUGCCCUCGGGCACUCCUGCCAUCAAACACCUGAACGUCGCCCGUCUGGGCGGGAGUGUUAUUCUUCACGGACAGGAUUUCGACGCCGCCAAGGAAGAAGCGCAUAGACUGGAGAAGCAGCACGGCCUGACCAGCAUCCCUCCCUUUGACGAUCCUUACGUGAUUGCGGGCCAAGGAACAAUUGGCAUGGAAAUCUUGCGCCAGGCGAACCUGGAAAAGCUGGAGGCUGUCUUCUGUGCGGUCGGUGGAGGAGGAUUGAUUGCUGGUAUUGGAGUAUACCUCAAGCGCAUCGCGCCACAUGUGAAGGUUAUUGGAGUGGAGGCUCACGAUGCGAAUGCCAUGGCUCAAUCACUAGGAGGUGGUUAUCGAGUCUUCCUGAAGGACGUUGGGCUGUUCGCAGAUGGUGCGGCUGUCAAGACCGUCGGCGAGGAAACUUACCGCCUAGCUCGCGAGGUCGUCGAUGAGGUUAUCUUGGUCAGUACCGACGAAACCUGCGCAGCCAUCAAAGAUGCGUUUGAGGACACCAGAUCUAUCAUCGAGCCUGCAGGCGCCCUCGCCCUCGCCGGUCUCAAGAAGUACCUCGCCCAGAAUCCCAGUCCUGAUACUAACCGCGAGCUGGUUGCCAUCACAUCCGGUGCAAACAUGGAUUUCGACCGCCUGCGGUUUGUUGCUGAGCGUGCUGCUCUGGGUGAGCGCAAGGAAGCGCUUCUGAGCGUCAACAUCCCCGAGAAGCCUGGUGCCUUUGGGAAGCUUAUUGAGGUUGUGCUCCCCCACGCAGUGACGGCGUUCAGCUACCGCUAUGCGCGCGCCGAAUCCGCCGAUGUCUUGAUGGGCAUCUCCUUGUCUGCCCUGACUGGACGCGAAGACUUAGCGAAGAUCAUGGCUGAACUGGACAAGGCCGGCAUGACUGCGAAGGAUCUGAGCGAUGAUGAGCUCGCCAAGAGACACUUACGUUUCCUGGUUGGAGGACGCUGCGAUGUCAAUGACGAGCGGUUGUUCAUGUUCGAAUUCCCAGAGCGUCCUGGAGCUUUGGCCAAGUUCCUCACCACGCUUCGGCCCAACCAGAACAUCUCCUUGUUUCACUACCGUAACUAUGGUGGUGAUGUUGGAAAGGUACUGGCAGGUAUCCAGUGCCCCAACGCUGAGAAAAACGAGCUGGAGGCGUUCCUGAACGAUCUGGGCUAUCCGUUCAGCGAGCAAACCGACUCCCCUACCUACCAGACAUUCUUGCGCUGUUAA